Suillus discolor is the source of this 681-nucleotide messenger RNA. RefSeq lists its product as uncharacterized. The record is from RefSeq and is a predicted model, not a curated record. NCBI's taxonomy places the organism in Eukaryota, Fungi, Basidiomycota, Agaricomycetes, Boletales, Suillaceae. The coding region runs from base 1 to 681 and encodes 226 amino acids. The transcript is spliced from 9 exons.
AUGCACCUCUCCCUCAUGAUCCAAAGUAUGAGCAUCACAUGUACCUUGUCUGACCAGAAUGGUGGCAUUGGGUGUGGUAUUAAUGGUAGAUCAGGGUGGUACAGCUGUUGGCAGAUGCACAUGUACACAAUAGCCCACUUGGCAUAUAACAAGUCCUUCGAGGGCAGGGAUCUCCACAUCAAAUGUACAUAUGUCGACCUCACCUUGAAUCCUGGUAGUCACACUGCUGGCCUCUCUCACUUGUAUGAUAUCGCUGAUGCUAUUGGUUCCAUGAAUAUCAAUGAUACAGAUAAAAAGGUACCUCAUAGUGGCCUGUUUUGGACAAAGUUAACUCAGAAGGCCACCAAUCUAGUCUGGUACUGCAACAAAAAGGAUGAAGAUAUUGUAUUUGCAAAUUUUUCAGGCGAUAAGUACCAAGCAGUUUAUGACAAACACCUUGCCAACCUCAACAGGUUUCAUUUGUAUAUGAAGGACUUGGGAAUACUUGAUGCUAUCUGUAAGAAGAUCAAUGUCACUAGCCAGAUACAUGCCAAAGUGGAUUCAAUUAACAUUGCAAAUAAUGACUGUCUAUCUGAUGACAAGAUCAAAAAUGCAAUUGAGGAGUUUCAGAAUGGUAGUGGGGAAAAUGGGAGAGAUCAAGGAGAUAUGAGUGAUGUAACAGGGAUGACUAGCAAGAUAUGA